AUUAAUAAUAAUAAUACUUAUAAUAAUGCUGAUAAUAACAAUAACGAUAACGAUAACGAUAAUUUUAGUGUGGAAAUUAUUGAAAAAUAUAGAUGGCUACAACAAUGUAAAUUAGUAUUACAAUAUCUUAUACUUAAUCUAUGUACAAUGGCUAUCGUUUUAAUUGUUGUUACCUAUGGAUUGGAUCUAUUUCAUACGAUAAGAAGCAGUAGUAGUAGUAGCAGCAGCAGCAACAACAACAGAAAUGGCCAACAUCAAGAUAAUGUUGAUGAUAAUGAUUUUAAUGACAACAACAACAACAACAACAUUACGACCACAACAACCAGUAAAAUCAUCAGUAGCAGCAAAAUUAUAAUGACAAGUACUGUUAAAAAACAUUUUGAACCAACAAAUCGUACAUUAGUUUUAAUGAUAAUUAUUAUUGCAAUGAUCAUAUUCAUUAUUGUAUUCUUGAUCGGUAUCAUUGCUGUUAUUGUUGAUGAUCAUCGUCAUAUAAUGACAAUAUUUCUUUGUUUAAUGAUAGCAAAUUGUAGUGGUUGUUUAGCUGCCGGUUUCAUACAAGGUGAUGGUAUUGAUCAUCGUUGGCAUUUUUGGCCAGUAUCAUUUAUUUCAUUUACAUUGAUUUGUUUAUCAUCUACACAUGUUGCUAUUAGCUAUAAAUUAGGACGAUUACCCGAUUUAGAUAUGACGUCAUCAUCAUCAUCAUCAUCAUCAAUGGAUACACGACGACGACGACCAUUCCCAUUACGAAAACAAUUACAACGAUCAUUGCUAUCAUCAAUAAAAGGAAAGAAAAAAUCAAAAAAAAAGAAUCCUAAUCAUCAUCAUCGUCAUAGAUUGUUUGAAACAAUUUCAUUAGAUAGUAUUGAUAGUAAUGAACAAAGUUUUAAUUCGAAUCCUUCAUCAGUUUAAUUAAUAGUUAAAAAAUAAAUCAUUUUUUUUAGAUCGUUUUGAAAAUUAUUGAAUUUAUUUAUUUAUUCUUUAAAUAUUAAUGCGAAUACUUUUAGAUUCUAAUCUUCUUGGUGUAUAACCACGAAUGAAUAUUGGUGGUUGACCAUUAUUAUUAUUAUUAUUCGAUGAUGAUGAUGAUGAUGAAUCAUUUAUAUUUCGAUCUCUAGAUAUUGAU
Messenger RNA from Dermatophagoides farinae (American house dust mite), 1126 nucleotides. RefSeq lists its product as uncharacterized. The record is from RefSeq and is a predicted model, not a curated record. Lineage: Eukaryota; Metazoa; Arthropoda; Arachnida; Sarcoptiformes; Pyroglyphidae.